Messenger RNA from Suncus etruscus (white-toothed pygmy shrew), 1142 nucleotides. RefSeq names its product RAS like proto-oncogene B (gene RALB). Bases 183 to 803 code for a protein of 206 amino acids. The transcript has 5 exons. Gene Ontology annotation, cellular component: plasma membrane. Gene Ontology annotation, molecular function: GTP binding; GTPase activity; GDP binding. NCBI's taxonomy places the organism in Eukaryota, Metazoa, Chordata, Mammalia, Eulipotyphla, Soricidae. The record is from RefSeq and is a predicted model, not a curated record. Gene Ontology annotation, biological process: Ras protein signal transduction.
GUGACAAGUCGACUGUGAGACGGCUGGGGUCCCCGUCCUGUCUCUGGAGGUGGCCGAGCAGAGGGCGUGGCAGGUUGCAGAGCGGCCGAUCGGGUGUGAGCUAUCGAGGCGCCGUGGGACGGGUCCCAGCUUAUUAACUGGGUCUGCUGUCCAAGUGGCACCACCUCAGAAAACCUGCGGAGAUGGCUGCAAACAAGAGUAAGGGCCAGAGCUCUUUGGCACUGCACAAGGUGAUCAUGGUUGGCAGCGGCGGAGUUGGCAAGUCGGCCCUGACGCUUCAGUUCAUGUAUGAUGAGUUUGUAGAAGACUAUGAACCUACUAAAGCUGAUAGUUACAGAAAGAAGGUGGUUCUUGAUGGAGAAGAAGUUCAGAUCGACAUUCUGGACACUGCAGGACAAGAGGACUAUGCAGCCAUUCGAGACAAUUACUUCCGGAGUGGGGAAGGAUUUCUCCUUGUCUUCUCAAUCACUGAACAUGAGUCUUUUACAGCAACUUCGGAAUUCAGGGAACAGAUCCUUCGGGUUAAGGCUGAAGAAGAUAAAAUCCCAUUGCUUGUCGUGGGAAACAAGUCUGAUUUGGAGGAGCGGAGACAAGUACCCAUCGAGGAAGCAAGGAGCAAAGCAGAAGAGUGGGGUGUUCAGUAUGUGGAAACAUCGGCCAAAACACGGGCCAACGUGGACAAGGUAUUCUUUGACCUCAUGAGAGAAAUCAGAGCAAAGAAGGUGUCUGAAAACAAAGACAAGAAUGGCAAGAAAAGCAGCAAGAACAAGAAAAGUUUUAAAGAACGAUGUUGCUUACUGUGAAAGCCCCAGUGGUGGAUGAAGUCUGCACCACUAAGGACUCAGGAGGAUUUUCAGCUCAGACUGUGUACCCCUGCUCUCCACGUCCCCCAUCUUAUUCACACCAAAUCCUCUUGUGAGGAAGGAGUUCAGUGGCUGGCCACAGAAACAAGCCCUUCGCUUGGCUGCUGUGCCAGGAGGUUCGGGAUUUCUUCCCAUUCCCCCGUCCUCCUCCCCCUAAACUGACCAGGUGUCUAGUGCUGUAGGCAAGAAAUGGUCAGGUGUGAGUCCAGAAGACAGAAUGCUGCCGCCUCGUCUUACAGCACUGCCAUCUUCCCUUCUAAAUAAAAAUGUCUUAUUUUG